UUCAGAGCUAAUCAGCAUUCGUGCUGUUGGAGUAACUAACAAUGCAACGCCAUAGCAGCACAUACGUCGUCAAAAGAGAUGGCCGAAAGGAAACCGUGCAUUUUGACAAAAUCACGGCCAGGAUCCAGAAGCUUUCGUACAACCUUAACAUGGACUAUGUAGAUCCUGUGCUCGUUGCAAUGAAGGUUAUUGGAGGAUUGUACAAAGGUGUGACUACAGUUGAGUUGGAUAAUUUGGCUGCGGAAACCGCAGCUUCGAUGACUACUCAACAUCCUGACUAUGCGAUCCUUGCUGCUCGUAUAGCUGUUUCGAAUCUGCACAAGAAGACUGGAAAAGUCUUUUCCGAAGUUAUGAAGCGGCUGUACGAGUUCCGUCAUCCAUCUACCGGCGAACAUUCUCCUAUGAUCAGCAAGGAGACUUACGACAUUAUUAUGAAGAAUGCUGAUAGACUCAACUCGGCUAUAGUUUACGAUCGCGACUUCUCCUACACUUAUUUUGGAUUCAGAACACUUGAGCGAUCAUAUCUGCUGAAAAUUAACAAGGAGGUUGCUGAACGUCCCCAGCAUAUGCUUAUGCGAGUAGCUGUUGGCAUACAUGGAGAAGACAUCGAUGCAGCGAUAGAAACUUACAACUUGAUGAGUGAACGAUACUUCACACAUGCAUCGCCAACCCUUUUCAAUGCGGGAACCACAUGGCCACAACUUUCUUCUUGCUUCUUGCUAACCAUGAGUGAAGACUCGAUUGCUGGCAUUUAUGAUACGCUAAAACAAUGCGCUUUGAUUUCGAAGAGUGCUGGAGGAAUCGGACUGAACGUGCACAACAUCCGUGCGACGGGAUCACUAAUAGCUGGGACUAAUGGCACAUCCAAUGGACUUGUUCCUAUGCUUCGGGUGUACAAUAACACUGCUCGAUAUGUGGAUCAGGGUGGAAACAAACGUCCUGGAGCUUUUGCCAUCUAUCUCGAACCUUGGCAUGCAGACAUCUUUGAGUUUGUCGCAUUGAGAAGGAACACCGGUCCUGAGGAGGAACGAGCUCGCGAUCUUUUCUACGCUAUUUGGGUACCGGAUUUAUUCAUGAAGAGGGUUGAGCGUGAUGAGGAUUGGUCUCUUAUGUGUCCGCACGAAUGCCCAGGGCUCAGCGACUGUUGGGGGGAGAAGUUUGAGGAGCUGUACACCAGUUAUGAGAAAAACCACCGAUUCCGUAAGCAAGUGAAGGCUCGCAAACUCUGGGAACAGAUUGUAUCCAGUCAGAUUGAGACUGGUAUGCCAUUUAUCGUGUACAAGGAUGCAUGCAAUCGCAAGAGUAACCAGCAAAAUCUUGGGACUAUCAAGUGUUCCAACUUAUGCACAGAAAUCGUCGAGUACUCUAGCAAGGACGAGAUUGCUGUAUGUAAUCUUGGCUCAAUUGCACUGAAUCGUUUCGUCACUCCCGACAAGAAGUUCGACUUUGACAAGCUUCAUGAAGUAGCUAAAGUGCUCACUCGCAAUCUCAACAAGAUCAUUGAAAUCAACUACUAUCCCGUGGAGGAGGCGCGCCGCUCGAAUUUCCGUCAUCGUCCCAUCGGUCUUGGGGUGCAGGGCCUUGCUGACGCAUUCAUGCUAAUGCGAUAUCCAUUCACAUCGCCAGAAGCUCGUGAGCUAAACAGGCGCAUUUUUGAAGUUAUCUACCAUGCGGCUUUGGAGUCUUCUUGUGAGCUGGCUGAACAACUUGGAACUUACGAAACUUACGAGGGCAGUCCAGUAUCCAAAGGUAUUCUGCAGUUCGAUAUGUGGGGUGUCACCCCCACUGACCAGUGCGACUGGGAUACGUUGCGCGAGAAAAUCAAGAAGCACGGAGUACGCAACAGUCUCCUCGUAGCUCCAAUGCCAACAGCCUCUACCGCUCAAAUUCUCGGCAACAACGAGUCCAUCGAGCCCUACACAUUCAACAUCUACAGUCGACGUGUGCUCUCUGGCGACUUCCAGAUUGUGAAUCCACAUCUGCUGAAAGACUUGGUAGAGUUGAAUUUGUGGAAUGAGGACAUGAAAAAUCAACUGAUUGCUAAUCAUGGAUCAAUCGCUAAAAUCCCUGGUAUCCCUGAUGACAUAAAGCGUCUAUACCAGACAGUCUGGGAGCUUCCACAGAAAGAUAUCAUUGAAAUGGCUGCAGAUCGUGGGGCUUUUAUCGAUCAGUCGCAGUCUUUGAAUAUCCACAUUGCUCGUCCAAGUUAUGCUAAUAUCACAUCUAUGCAUUUCUACGGAUGGAAGAAGGGGCUCAAGACUGGUAUGUACUACCUACGCACUAAGCCAGCUGUCAACGCAGUGCAGUUCACUGUUGAUAAGGAGGCCUUGAAAGCUAAGGAAGAAAAAGACUCGGCUCAAAGCGCUGCUGCUCGCUUGGCUUCCAUGACAGUGGACGAAGGAUGCCUAAUGUGUUCGGUUGCCUAUACAAGGCCCGUUUCGAUAGCAUUAACGUUAUUGCCGGUGGAUUUGAUUGAAAUUAAUCCAUCCAUCGCCAAUCCACUGGUUAUUCCACAUCGUUUGGAUCACACAGCUGCAUAG
Molecule: messenger RNA, 2540 nt
Organism: Cylicocyclus nassatus
Lineage: Eukaryota; Metazoa; Nematoda; Chromadorea; Rhabditida; Strongylidae
Source: the annotation of a GenBank genome assembly